This is a messenger RNA of Pipistrellus kuhlii (Kuhl's pipistrelle), 2166 nucleotides long. RefSeq names its product transmembrane protein 139 (gene TMEM139). The record is from RefSeq and is a predicted model, not a curated record. The coding region runs from base 1398 to 2045 and encodes 215 amino acids. Lineage: Eukaryota; Metazoa; Chordata; Mammalia; Chiroptera; Vespertilionidae. The transcript is spliced from 3 exons.
UUUGGUUAGACUUGUACCCCGUUAGGUGAUACUCCCCACCGUUUGUCCAGUGGUAACUCUCUGAAGGCAUGGCACCCAACCUUGUCUAUCCUCCUCUGAGUCUUAGAAUAAGGUGUGCCUCCAGCCACCCUGCACCUCCCAGCAUCUGCCUCACCCAGAUUUACUGCCCGACCACAACUGAAAGAGUGGGUCCUGGGCCUCUACUGUGUUUAGUAAGCACCUGCUCUAUGUCAGGACCUGAGUUAGUUGCUGGGAUUUAGAGAUGAUUGAAAACUAAUCACUCUCCAUAAGAAGCUGGCAGUGGAAACGUGGAAACAGAAAAUUACUAUAUAAACAGGUAAAGGCUGAGACAGGAUGGAGUGCUGUGGUCACACAGAGGAGACAGUCUCCACAGCAGGCAUCACCUUGGAGGUGGCUUUUGAAGAAUCAAGAGUUAACCAUGCCAAGAAGCAAACACACAAACUCGUCUUACAGGUCUGCAGAAAACAAGCAGCUCACAGAAACGGUACUGUGGCAGUGAAAGCAGAGCACGCCAUUGCAGGCCCACAGCAGUGCGCACAGUCUGCUGGGCAAGGCAUGAUCUACAGAGAUUAAAACAAACUGUGAUCUCUGCUCCCAGGCACGAUAUAUAUUCCCUAAACAUAAGACAAACUGCUCGGAAUACACUGCGCAUUGAGAAGGGAUGAGGACAGGUGAAUUUAACUCAGGUCCUAAGUACAAAGUUCACUGGGGUGGGGAGGAGAAGCACUCCCAUUAAGGCACUGAACGGGGUGGAUGGAAUGAGAAAAAAAUCAAGGCGAGGCCCCAAGAGGUCAGCGGGAUGGAGAAAGGGAGGAAAAUGAAGCCUGGGCUGGAACUCUGAGACUGGGGCAGGAAAGAGGGUGGGGCCAGUGGGCUCCACCUCCUCCCCGCCUCCCACUUCCCCCACAAGCUACUUUCUUUGGAGUCUGUUCCAGACUGGUGAGGUAGGAACUCCUAAGGAGGGUGACGGGUGACAGGUGACGGGAGGGUCAUGGGAUUGGGGCAGGGGUGUAAGGAAGGGGCCUGGCCCCUUUGCAGAGUCUGUGAGUCCUUGCUGUGCAGAGUUCAGGGAACUCCUGACAUGGUUGCCUGCGAGUUGCCUCCUAGCUCCUGUUAACUGCAGGCAGGAAACUAGAAAUGUGAGCUUACUGAGUUAGAGCCAGGAGAGGGUGGAGGACCCGGGUGGAUGUGGUGUAGAGAGGUCAGAGGUUAUCUGGCUCCUGCCCAUGGCCCUAGGCCUCUGUAAGAUUCUCACGUAGUAGCUGUGGCCCUGUGGCUAAGUUGUGUCUAUGUGCAUUUUCUACCUCCCACGGAGCAUGGACUGACUGGAGGAAAUGUGAAGGUGGGGUCAGACACCAGGAGCCUGGGGAGGGGCCAUGUUGCCGAGCCAGUUGUGGGGGAGCCUGGAGAAGCCGCUUCUCUACCUGUGCUGUGCCUCCUUCUUCCUGGGGCUGGCUUUGCUGGGCCUACAGCCGAACAUCCUCCCUGUUGCUUAUUUCUUUCUGACCUUGGGCGGCUUCUUCAUGUUUGCCUGCCUGCUGGCCUGUUUUCUGGAAUGGGUGUUCCAAUCAAUGCAGCCGGACAGCCCAGGUCCCUCAGGCAAUGCUCGGGACAAUGAAGCCUUUGAGGUGCCACCCUAUGAAGAGGCUGUGGUGUUGGAAUCACAGUGCCGCCCCCAAGAAUUGGAUCAACCACCUCCCUACAGCAGUGUGGUAAUCUCCCCAGGACUCGUGGAGGGACAGCCUGGCCAUCCAGAGGGGCCCACGAGAGCCAGAGUGGAAAGGCGAGUGGGCUCAGAGGGGUCUAUGGCCCCAGGAAGUGCUGGAAGAGCUCCUAUCAGCCUCCGGCUUCGGGGACCACGAGUUGUGUCCACUGCUCCUGAUCUGCAGAGCUUGGGCAUGCUCCCCAAAUUGGAGCCGCUCCCCAGAUUGGAGCCUCUCACUCCACCGCCUGACUAUGAUGUCAGCUUCAGUCACCCUGAUGAUGACAACGUUUUUUAUGAAGACAACUGGACACCCCCCUAAGAGACUGUCCCAGGAUAUAUCAUAUCUCUGCACCAGACCCUCUUAUUCAUUUGACCACUUUUCCCAGUGCCUGCUGGGAACUGGAUUAUCACCAAUGGGGAUUUUAAAAAUAUAUUUUAUU